Leptosia nina is the source of this 324-nucleotide messenger RNA. The record is from the annotation of a GenBank genome assembly. Lineage: Eukaryota; Metazoa; Arthropoda; Insecta; Lepidoptera; Pieridae.
AUGCAAAAAUUCGUGUUGGUAGCUCUUGCUCUAUUUGCUGUAGCGGCAGCAGCCCCACAAGAAGCAGCCCCAGAACCUAUCUAUAUCCUCAAGCAUGAUGCUAAUGUCAACCCAGACGGUUACAAUUUUGAGUUCGAAACCAGCGACGGAACACAACGCCAAGAAUCCGGAACGUUGAAGCAGAUCUCUGAGGACGUGAAGGCCCUCGAAGUGCAGGGCAGCUACAAAUACGCCGCACCCGACGGCCUCAUUUACACCGUAACCUACAUCGCCGACGAGCACGGUUUCCAACCGCAAGAGCGCGUCGAACAUCCAGGACAAUAA